This is a messenger RNA of Solanum dulcamara, 2093 nucleotides long. RefSeq names its product ribosomal lysine N-methyltransferase 3. The transcript has a single exon. NCBI's taxonomy places the organism in Eukaryota, Viridiplantae, Streptophyta, Magnoliopsida, Solanales, Solanaceae. Gene Ontology annotation, biological process: peptidyl-lysine monomethylation. Gene Ontology annotation, cellular component: nucleus. Gene Ontology annotation, molecular function: protein-lysine N-methyltransferase activity; protein binding. Bases 168 to 1727 code for a protein of 519 amino acids. The record is from RefSeq and is a predicted model, not a curated record.
UCACUUCCAAUCCUAAGGUUGUAAGUUCGAGUUACCAAAGCUCAAUUCCAAUCCUAGGUUUAUAAAUUCGAGUCAAGAAGGUUAAAAAUAAAAGAAGAAAAGCAUUUUUUUCAAAAUUGGAGUUUAUUUUCAUAGGUCUGAAGGAUUUGGAAACAAUCAAGAAUGUAAUGCCUUUUACGAGCCAGCCCGUCCAAGCCCAAUCUUUGAUAGGCUACAAUUGGGCCGGCCCAGGAAAAAUUGGUAAUGCACCGGCACAUCAAUCUUUGUUGAACCUUCGCCGCCGCUACUGUACUGUAGCAAUGGUAACCAGUAGGAAAUUGAGAGCAUUCAAGAAUUGGAUGAAGUCGCAACAUGUAGAGUGUAGUGACGCGCUGGACCUGGUAGUGACAACGAACUCAUCGGUGAGAGCAUUGUGCGAUCUCAAUGUUGGCGAUUUAGUGGCGACUAUUCCGAAGGAGAGUUGCUUGACGGUGAAGACUUCAGGUGCGCGGCAAAUGAUCGAGGAAUCGGAGCUUGAAGGCAUUUUAGCUCUAGCAGUUGUGAUAAUGUAUGAGCGAAGCCUCGGUCCGCUAUCUCCUUGGUUUGGUUAUCUCCAGUCGCUUCCUUAUUCUGAACCUAUUCCUUUGUUGUGGUCCCUAUCUGAAAUCGACUCUCUUCUCGCCGGAACUGAGCUUCACAAGAUAGUUAAAGACGACAGGGCACUUAUCUACGAGGACUGGAAAGAGUGUAUUGAGCCUCUGAUCUUAACUUCAGUUUCUUUACAGCUCAGAGCAGAAAAUUUUGGUGUUGAGGAGUAUCUUGCUUCAAAAAGUCUAAUUGCCUCGCGGUCUUUUGAAAUAGAUGAUUACUAUGGAUGCGGAAUGGUUCCCUUGGCGGAUCUGUUUAAUCACAAAACUGGUGCUGAGGAUGUACACUUCACAUCUUCUUAUUCUGAAUUGAAUACUAGUGAUUCUGAAUUGGAUGAUGAUGUUCACACCGACAAGCAUGGAAAUGACGACAAUGAACCAACCCAAGUUUAUUCAAGGGGUUCUGGGGAUGAUCUUACAGUUUUAGAAAUGAUCAUGGUGAAAAAGGUGGAAGCUGGGGCUGAGGUAUUCAAUACGUAUGGGUCUUUAGGUAAUGCUGCUCUGCUACAUAGGUAUGGAUUUGCAGAGCCUGAUAACCACUAUGACAUUGUGAACCUUGAUCUGGACCUUGUACUUCAGUGGAGUUCAUCUCAGUUUUCGCAUCGUUACACUAGGAGGAGGUUAUCACUAUGGAGAAAAUUAGAUUAUUCUGGAUGUGUUAGCCAAAAUUCCGAAUAUUUUGAAAUUUCAUUUGAUGGGGAGCCGCAAAUUGAGCUGUUGGUUUUGCUUUACAUAAUAUUAUUGCCAGAGCAAGUGUUUGCUCAACUUGAUCUUCAAGUAUCUAUCACCAGUGGUUUUGAAAAGUCUGAGGGCUUCCAUUUUGAGUCGAGCAACAGUAUGUUGCUCACAGAUGGAGUUUGUGCAGCUCUGUCAGGACUAGCAGAUAUUCGGGAAAGUUUAUAUGGUUCAACUUGUCUUGAAGAUGAUAUCAAAACUUUCAACUGUUGCUGUCUGGUGAAAGAACCUAAGAAAUAUUAUUCAUUGGUAUUGCGCAUCAGUGAGAGAAGGAUCCUUGAGAAGCUAAGGUGUUACGCCUCUGCUAGUGCUAUAAUGCAAACAAAAGACGGAGGUAAAACUAGAAAAAGAUCAAAGUUUGAAUGAUUUGUGUCAACUAUCUGCCACAGGUGUUUCUGGAUGAAGGCACGGUGCAGACUAGACUGAGUUCCAUAUCAUACUCCUGCAACCAAAGUUCCUUAAUCGUUUCUUGGCCUUGUUUGUUAUUCUUGACAUUAAUUCUGGUGGUGUAUUUGCUUUUGGAAUUGGCAUGAUCUGGCGAUGCAACUCCAGUGACUAGUAUUCUCAUCACAUUCUCCUUGUUUUGAAAAAUCUCAAUUGUUUUAGUUGACACGAUUUGCUUGCGAAAUAGGUAUCUACUGCUUUCUUAUUAUGCAGUAAUCAUUUUAUCUUUGAAAGAACCUUUUUAAAAUUGUAUCUUGUUGUAAUCCAAUUGAAAUUCUCAUUGCUGAA